AUGGCAACUAUUACGAGGGAGAAGGUGGCAUGUGUGAUUUUUAGCGCACCACACGAGAUACCCACUAAUGUUCUUCCAACCUACGCCGAUGUUAUGAAGGCCUACAUCAAUACAAGACAACAGUUGACAACGAAGAAUAACAAAUAUCCACCAUUCGCCGAAGUAUCAAACAAAGUUUGCGUCGAUGUUGAACUUGUUUGGGAAAAAGCGUCUCUUCCGACAGUGACACACGGACGAGUAAUUGAAACACUGAGAUCAUACAAUGAAAAAUACAAGAAAAUCUUGAAACCAUACAAGGCUCGGAAGGGCAAUGACAAGUACAAGCAACAACUUGAACAGUUCAGAGAAGACUCAGAUAAAUUAUUUGACAUUAGCAAAUGCAAAUGUGUAGAUUUCCUAAUGAGCUGUAAGUGCAAAAGAGCAGACAAAGUACCACUCAGUGAAAGAGACUUUCUAGUGGACCAGAGAGGAGCCAGGAAGAUGAUUAUAGGAGGCAUCGAUUUGAUGGAAACAAAGAGGCUACAGAAGAAAAUAUCCAGGAAAGAAAGUGAAUCAAGAAGACACAGUGACAGCAUUCAGCAAGAACAAUCGAAGCAGCAAUGCAAUUCUAGAAGCUACAAUGUGGAAGACAAGGACGACGACACAGAUACCAGCGAUGAAGAUGACACUCUAUCUAAGUCACACUGUAAACAUGAUCUACCAACACCAGAGAGUAAACGACAAAAAAUGGCGAUGACUGUACGAUUACCAUCUUUGCCACUGCCGCAUGUUGAUGUGAAGGACCUGAGCACUGACCAGCAGUACCUGUGGCAGAUGUGUCAAGCUGUCAGCAAAGGACACUGUCCCUGUGAUCUAGCAUUGCGAAAACCAGGACUAAUGAACCACUCGCGAUGGUUGACAACGGCCAACAGAAUCCUUCGCCUCUAUGUUGGCCUCGAUACACCAUCCAACAACAUCAAAACUCUUGUCACAUUCAUCAUCCGCGUCUACGCCCCAACAUGGUUCGCCAUCAAAACACAGCCAUCAUGUAAAGAUGGAGCCAAGCAUCUGCACGGGAUGAUGGUGAGAACACGGUACCUCAGCUCCUCUCUAAAGAAAGUCAUCGACCCGGUGAUUCAGCGAAAUGGCUUCUGCGGUCACCCCGAGAACGUGCUAUUAGCCAUGAUAACAGAUGAGCGACCACAUAUAAGGGAACUUGGACUCAGAAGAAUCAUGAAGGCCUUAUGA
This is a messenger RNA of Eriocheir sinensis (Chinese mitten crab), 1227 nucleotides long. RefSeq lists its product as uncharacterized. NCBI's taxonomy places the organism in Eukaryota, Metazoa, Arthropoda, Malacostraca, Decapoda, Varunidae. The record is from RefSeq and is a predicted model, not a curated record. The transcript has 3 exons. The coding region runs from base 1 to 1227 and encodes 408 amino acids.